ACCAUUGGAGAUUCACCAUGUCAGAGCAUAACCUUUGAUGACUCGCUCUGAAAUCAAGAAAACCUCAUUCGACAACAAAACAAAAAGCAACUCUUCUCACUGACACAAACACAAACAAAAAUGAAUACUCAGCAGCGUUUGGCUGCUCUUCUUUCUUCCCUUAUCUCUCAACUUCUUCUUCUCCUUGUCCUUAUUUUCCCUUCUUCAAAUCCUCUUUCAAUUACCAAUUCGUCUUUCUAUGAUUUUCUUUCACCCCUUCUUCUUCAUUUCCUUUCCACUUCUGAAACAACCGCUACUCUUUCACUCAUCCCUUUUUCAAGAAAACGAAAACGUACCCAUUUCUCAGAACCCGAUGCCCCGGCUAACGAUGGUCUGACCCGGUUCAAACUCGGUCAAAUCGCCCGACCCGACUCAGCCAACCCGGAUACUUUCAAGAAAUUCUUUAACAUCAAUUCUUCAACCUUUGAUUGGCUUUGUGGGCUUUUAGAACCUUUACUUGAGUGUCGUGACCCUGUUGACUCGCCACUCAAUCUAUCUGCUGAAACUCGGCUUGGAAUCGGGCUUUUUCGAUUGGCAACCGGAGCUAAUUAUUCCGAUAUUUCGCUUAGAUUUGAUGUAUCUGAACCUGUUGCUAAGUUUUGUGUUAAACAGCUAUGUAGGGUGCUUUGCACUAAUUUUCGUUUUUGGGUCGGGUUUCCUAAUUCGGGUGAACUUGAAUCCGUUUCGACUCAGUUCGAAUCCAUUUCGGGUAUUCCUAAUUGUUCUGGAGUUUUAUGUUGUGUGAGAUUUAAGGUUAAUGAAGAGAUUAUAGCAGCUCAAUUAGUGGUUGACUCAUCAUCAAGAAUUAUUAGUAUUAUUGCCGGUUUUCGUGGCGAUAAGACUGAUUUUCAGGUCCUGAAAUCAUCAACUCUGUUUCAAGAUAUUGAAAAAGGGACAAUUUUGAUGAAUUCACAAGCUUUGCAGAUAAAUGAUGUGGCUGUGCCUCAGUUUUUUGUUGGUAAUGGAGACUACCCUUUGUUAAAUUGGUUAAUGUUACCAUUUGAUGAACCUGUUUCUCAUUCGAAUGAAGAAAAAUUCAACAAUGCCAUUAACUUAAUGCGAUUGCCAGCAGUUAAAGCCAUUGAGAGUUUGAGGAAUUGGGGCAUUUUGAGCGAACCGAUUGAAGGAGAAAUCAAGACUGCAGUGGCUUCUAUUGGUGCUUGUUCGAUACUUCAUAAUAUGUUGUUAUCAAGGGAGGAUUAUUCAGCCUUUUGUGAGGAUUUGAGUGACUAUUCAUUUCAGAAAUAUCAGAGUUCUUUGAGUAUUCCUGGUGAUAGUGUUGCAUGUGCUAUAAGAAGUGCAUUAGUCACAAAAGCAACAGAGUUUCAAUUACAAAAGCAGUAGUUUUGAAUUUAAGACAUAGAACAUAAAAUUCAUUCAUCUAGAUUGUGAAUCUUUUGCUCAAAGUUUUAAACUUUCUGGGCUGUUUUGCAUAUUAGCAAGUUCUGAAAUA
Molecule: messenger RNA, 1492 nt
Organism: Lycium barbarum (goji berry)
Lineage: Eukaryota; Viridiplantae; Streptophyta; Magnoliopsida; Solanales; Solanaceae
Product: protein ALP1-like
Exons: 1
Coding region: 121-1383 (420 amino acids)
Source: RefSeq, a predicted model, not a curated record